UCCAAAGCCUGCACCAGAGGACACGCCUCUUUUCCAUGAUACUUGACGCCAAUCAUCAUUUGACGGAUACAUUGUGUAAUAGGUGGAGUUUAAGGAGCUUUGAAAUUCAUUUUAUGAACUUACACCCUUUUGGACCCUGAGAGGAGAGAACGAUAACCUGGAAUCCGUUUUUAAACGGAACGACCAUUCACCUUCAGCUGUUCCAGGUCCCUGUUGAUCACACUUUAACAUGUUCAAACUUUCGGUAGGCUUCGCAUUGGUGACUCUGGUUGCUUGCUUGCAGUGCCCCAGCGAUGAUGGUUGUGAGGCAGGCCAGACAUGCUGCCAGGCUCCCAAUGGAGAUGUCAGCUGCUGCCCCUAUCAUCAUGGAGAGUGUUGUGAAGACCACCUCCAUUGUUGUCCUGAGGGUAUGAUGUGCCAAGUUAUGGAGUCUGUGUGCCAGAAUGCAACACAUUCACUUCCAUGGGUGGAGAGGAUGGAAGUUGAACAGACAAGCCUUCCCAAAUCUUUUAGAAUGAUUCCCUCAUUACCUGCAAGUGAAAGUGAAAUCACCUGUCUGGACGGUUCCUACUGCCCCGCCGAGUUCUCUUGUCUGCUCAUGUCCACAUCAUACGGCUGCUGUCCAGUCGCGCAGGGAAUCGUUUGUUGGGAUGGAAAACACUGCUGUCCAAAAGGCCAUGAAUGCAGUGCAGACAGCAGUUCCUGUGUCAAACACAAAGCAGAUGAGACUGUUCUUUGUGGAGAUGGGAAUUCGGAAUGUCCAGUGGACACCACCUGUUGUGAGACAGAAGUGGAUGGACAAUGGGCAUGCUGCCCUAUGCCAAAGGCUGUAUGCUGUGACGAUAAAGUUCACUGUUGUCCAGAGGACAGUAUCUGUGAUGUCCAAAGCUCCAAAUGCUUGUCCUCUACCAAUCAGGACCUGCCAAUGUGGGCCAAGUUCCCUGCUCGCCUUAGGGCUGAAUGGGAAGACCACAGGCCAGCAGCAGUUGUUACUCCAGAAAUGAGCACUGAAGCUGAACCCACUACAAAUCAAAUCACUACUGCUCUCAGCCAAGAAGAAUUCUUAGAGAUGACUAUGUAUUCUGGCUUUAACGUUCCCUGUAAUGACACUGCGGCCUGUGCUGAUAAUACCACAUGCUGUAAGACUAAAGAUGGAGGAUGGGCCUGCUGUCCGCUACCAGAGGCUGUUUGUUGUGAUGAUUUCAUCCACUGCUGUCCUCAUGGUCAGACGUGUGAUGUGGCUGCCGGUUCGUGUGAUGGCCUGUUAGGUUCUGUGCCUUGGUAUGAGAAGUUUCCUGUGCAACCAAUCAGUACUAAGAAUAUGGCUAAAUCGAAAAACUCUAACGUUCCCUGUAAUGACACUGCGGCCUGUCCUGAUAAUUCCACAUGCUGUAAGACUAAAGAUGGAGGAUGGGCCUGCUGUCCACUACCAGAGGCUGUUUGUUGUGAUGAUUUCAUCCACUGCUGUCCUCAUGGUCAGACGUGUGAUGUGGCUGCUGGUUCGUGUGAUGGCCUGUUAGGUUCUGUCCCUUGGUAUGAGAAGUUUCCUGUGCAACCAAUCAGUACUCAGAAUAUGGCUAAAACGAAAAACUCUAACGUUCCCUGUAAUGACACUGCGGCCUGUGCUGAUAAUACCACAUGCUGUAAGACUAAAGAUGGAGGAUGGGCCUGCUGUCCGCUACCAGAGGCUGUUUGUUGUGAUGAUUUCAUCCACUGCUGUCCUCAUGGUCAGACGUGUGAUGUGGCUGCUGGUUCGUGUGAUGGCCUGUCAGGUUCUGUGCCUUGGUAUGAGAAGUUUCCUGUGCAACCAAUCAGUACUCAGAAUAUGGCUAAAACGAAAAACUCUAACGUUCCCUGUAAUGACACUGCGGCCUGUGCUGAUAAUACCACAUGCUGUAAGACUAAAGAUGGAGGAUGGGCCUGCUGUCCACUACCAGAGGCUGUUUGUUGUGAUGAUUUCAUCCACUGCUGUCCUCAUGGUCAGACGUGUGAUGUGGCUGCCGGUUCGUGUGAUGGCCUGUCAGGUUCUGUGCCUUGGUAUGAGAAGUUUCCUGUGCAACCAAUCAGUACUCAGAAUAUGGCUAAAACGAAAAACUCUAACGUUCCCUGUAAUGACACUGCGGCCUGUGCUGAUAAUACCACAUGCUGUAAGACUAAAGAUGGAGGAUGGGCCUGCUGUCCACUACCAGAGGCUGUUUGUUGUGAUGAUUUCAUCCACUGCUGUCCUCAUGGUCAGACGUGUGAUGUGGCUGCUGGUUCGUGUAAUGGCCUGUUAGGUUCUGUCCCUUGGUAUGAGAAGUUUCCUGUGCAACCAAUCAGUACUAAGAAUAUGGAUGACACGAAAAAGUUUAACGUCCCCUGUAAUGACACUGCGGCCUGUCCUGAUAAUUCCACAUGCUGUAAGACUAAAGAUGGAGGAUGGGCCUGCUGUCCGCUACCAGAGGCUGUGUGUUGUGAUGAUUUCGUCCACUGCUGUCCUCACGGUCAGACGUGUGAUGUGGCUGCUGCGACAUGUAGUGGCCCAUCAGGUUCUAUGUCUUGGUUUGAGAAGUUCCCAGUGCAGCCAAUCAGCACUCAAAAUUUGGCUUUAACACAAGAUGUGAGCUGUGACUCAAGUCACAUCUGUCCUGAAUCCAACACUUGCUGUAAGAACAUUGAUGGAGAUUGGAACUGCUGUCCUAUGCCUGAGGCUGUAUGCUGCAGUGAUGGAGAACACUGUUGUCCGACUGGCUAUAAGUGUGAUGUGAGCAAAGUGUCCUGCAUCCAGGACGACGUGGUGAUUCCAUGGUACAAUAAAAUCACGGCCCAAAGCACACCAGCUCCAAGUGCAGGCUCUGUGUCAUGCGAUGAAAAGUUUAGUUGCUCAACAGGAUCUACCUGUUGCCGCAUGUUCACAGGAGAAUGGGGCUGCUGCCCUAUUACUGAGGCUGUUUGCUGCCCAGAUCAUGAGCAUUGCUGUCCUAAAGGUUACACAUGUGAUUUGGGUGGGAGCUCCUGCGUAAAGAACCUUUGGGUGCAAGUGGACAGAGUCCCACUAACCCAGAUUGGAGACAAAAAGACACAAAAAAUUAACUCGGCAGAGGACAUUCAGUGUGGGGAUGAAUAUAGUUGCCCCGGUGGUGAGACCUGUUGUCCGAACUCUGAGACCAGCUGGGCAUGUUGUCCAUAUGCAAAGGCGGUGUGCUGUGAUGACAUGAAACACUGCUGUCCUGCUGGAUACAAAUGUGGCGAUGAUAGUACUUGUAUUAAAGCUUCAGGCCCCAAAUGGAGCAGCUGGAGUGUGUUUUUCCAGAAAAAGAAAUUUGAAAUGUCUGUAUGAAAACGCAUGCUCUUGUCUCGUUGUCCUUAUUGUGUGGGAUUGUUUUCAAUUUUAAAAUGAUGGAAGUGCUAAUCAGAGCUAAUCAAAAGAUGAGGGUGAAGCAAUUUAGUUUAUUUGCACUAGAAAUUGAAUUUAUUAAUUAACAGAUUAUUUUGUUAUCGAACGUGUCAUUAUUGUGAAGUGUGAACAUUGUGAUCAGAAUUCUACACAUUUUCCAGUAGCCUACUUAGGCUGAAUAAAUGUGAAAUAAGGAAUUUGGUGUAAAGACGUUUAGAUAAGCAACGUACGCCCUCUAGUGGCUGCAUUGACUGUCACGUCAGUAAAAGUGCACAAAUGUUACGAACUGCAGAUUACCUUUGGAAAUAUGUUGCUUAAACAUGCUCUCGGAAAGUGGAUAAUUCACACUUCAACCUGGAAAUCAACUAACGUUUAACAACUGAUUUCUGUAAAUUCUGCCUUAUUGAUCUAGAGCUUUAAUCCAUUACAAUGUUUGAGCUAACAGAUAACUAAGAAAAUAAUUCCACAAUAAACAUGUGAAGACAAAUAAAGGACA
Triplophysa dalaica is the source of this 3872-nucleotide messenger RNA. It is a transcript of the gene grna, whose product is annotated as granulin a. The transcript has 24 exons. Bases 230 to 3319 code for a protein of 1029 amino acids. The record is from RefSeq and is a predicted model, not a curated record. NCBI's taxonomy places the organism in Eukaryota, Metazoa, Chordata, Actinopteri, Cypriniformes, Nemacheilidae. Gene Ontology annotation, cellular component: extracellular region.